This is a messenger RNA of Cynocephalus volans (Philippine flying lemur), 1287 nucleotides long. It is a transcript of the gene MTHFD2L, whose product is annotated as methylenetetrahydrofolate dehydrogenase (NADP+ dependent) 2 like. NCBI's taxonomy places the organism in Eukaryota, Metazoa, Chordata, Mammalia, Dermoptera, Cynocephalidae. Bases 16 to 1059 code for a protein of 347 amino acids. Gene Ontology annotation, molecular function: methylenetetrahydrofolate dehydrogenase (NADP+) activity; methylenetetrahydrofolate dehydrogenase (NAD+) activity; methenyltetrahydrofolate cyclohydrolase activity. Gene Ontology annotation, cellular component: mitochondrion. Gene Ontology annotation, biological process: tetrahydrofolate interconversion. The transcript is spliced from 8 exons. The record is from RefSeq and is a predicted model, not a curated record.
CCGGGAUCCGCGGCCAUGACAGUGCCGGCCCGCGGCCUCUCGCUGCUCCGUGGCCGCCUGGGCCGCGUGCGGGUACUGGGCGCGAGCGCCGCACCGCCCGCGGGGCCGCCAGCAGCGGCCGGGCGCGCGUUCCGGGGCUUUCGGAGCAGCGGCGUGAGACAUGAGGCCAUUAUUAUCUCAGGAACUGAAAUGGCCAAACAAAUCCAGAAAGAAAUACAGCAAAGUGUGGAAUCAUGGAUUUCCCUUGGGAACAGAAGACCUCACCUCAGUAUCAUUUUAGUGGGAGAUAACCCAGCAAGCCAUACGUAUGUCAGGAAUAAGAUAAGAGCUGCCUCUGCUGUAGGUAUCUGUACUGAGCUCAUUCUAAAACCUAAGGAUGUUUCUCAGGAAGAACUUUUGGAUAUAACUGGUCAAUUGAACAUGGACCCAAGAGUCAGCGGUAUAUUAGUUCAGUUACCACUGCCAGACCACGUUGAUGAGCGAGAAAUAUGCAAUGGAAUUACACCAGAAAAAGAUGUAGACGGAUUUCAUAUUUUAAAUAUUGGAAGGCUAUGCCUUGAUCAGCAUUCUCUUAUACCUGCCACUGCCAGUGCUGUUUGGGAAAUAAUAAAAAGAACAGGAAUUGAAACAUUUGGGAAAAACGUCGUUGUGGCUGGAAGAUCCAAGAACGUAGGGAUGCCCAUUGCCAUGCUUUUACACAGUGAUGGAGAGCAUGAACGGCCGGGAGGUGAUGCAACUGUGACAAUAGUGCACAGAUAUACCCCCAAAGAACAAUUGAAGACCCAUACUCAGCUGGCAGAUAUUAUCAUAGUAGCUACAGGUAUUCCAAAGUUGAUUACAUCUGAUAUGGUUAAAGAAGGUGCUGCUGUAAUUGAUGUGGGGAUCAACUACAUCCAGGAUCCAGUGACAGGAAAGACAAAAUUAGUUGGAGACGUUGACUUUGAAGCUGUUAAGAAGAAAGCUAGCUUUAUCACUCCAGUUCCAGGAGGCGUGGGACCCAUGACAGUGGCAAUGCUUCUGAAGAACACCCUUUUGGCAGCUAAAAAAAUCAUUUACUAGAUCAUGUGAAAGAAUAAAACAAACUGAAGUCAUGCUAUUUAUUUAUUUGACAAAGGGCAAAAACCUUUAGAUUUUACUACAAAUCUAUUUAUUCUACAUUGUAUUUAUUUUUUCACAGACAGAAUCAUGUGGGUCAAUGAUUCACACAACUUUACACAUUUCCUGCUAAUGAGUUUUGAGUUUCAGGAAAAAUCAAAACAGUUUCAAUCAAAAUUUUGGUAAUAAUUC